Molecule: messenger RNA, 3738 nt
Organism: Oryzias melastigma (Indian medaka)
Lineage: Eukaryota; Metazoa; Chordata; Actinopteri; Beloniformes; Adrianichthyidae
Gene: arhgap36
Product: Rho GTPase activating protein 36
Biological process (GO): signal transduction
Source: RefSeq, a predicted model, not a curated record
AAACACGAAAGAGAAGAAAGUCUCUGCGCAGGAGGUUCGACUCCUUUUCAAAGGAAAAGAAGGAGAGAGAAUCGGCUCCCAAAGCCUUCAGCAUCCCGCUGUCCCAGGUCAUCGCCAACGACAGGGCCUACAAGCUGCAGCAGGACGCCCUGAAGGAGAGCAGGCGCGACUGCCUGGACCUGGAGGCCAGCAUCCUGCGCUUCAGGGCCGAGAAGAGGCAGUUCUUCAACGGGAACAAGGCGCUGGUCGGCUCCGCCUCCAUCACUUCAGGCCUGUCCUCCCCGUCGGCGAACUCGGUGGCACCGGCGCCGAUUUCGGAAGCUCAGAGCCAAACGCUGUCGCCCACGUUUCAGGACAACACGGGCAGAGGACAGAGGAGGGGAGGUCUGUCGGUAGACUCCAUCUCCGACCUGGUGGAGAGUCAGUCCCGUCUGCUGGAGGCGCUGCAGCUCUCCCACCCUGCUGAGCUGGAGCUGAGGAAGUCUCCUGCGGAGGGCAGGACUCAGAACAAGCUGAGCCUGAACCCCAUCUACAGACAAGUGCCACGCGUGCUGGAGCGGUGCUGCUCGCACAUCCAGACCUACGGUCUUCAAACUGUGGGCAUUUUCCGGGUCGGGAGCUCCAAGAAGAGAGUGAGACAGCUGCGGGAAGACUUCGACAGAGGGGUGGACUUGCAGCUGGACGAGGAGCACAGCGUGCACGACGUGGCCGCGCUCCUCAAGGAGUUCCUGAGGGACAUGCCGGACCCGCUGCUGCCGCGGGAGCUGUACCCCGCCUUCCUGCACGCCAGCACGCUGAAAGACGCAGACCAGCUGCAGUACCUGCAGCACCUCCUCUACCUGCUCCCCCCCUGCAACUGUGACACGCUGCUGCGCCUCCUCUCGCUGCUGAACACGGUGCAGAGCUUUGCUCAGGACAGCAUUGGAACCAACGAGGAGGAGAUUCCCGGGAACAAGAUGACCGCCGCCAACCUGGCUGUGAUUUUUGGGCCGAACCUGCUCCAGCGGGAGCGAGGAGGAGGGGGCGACGUGAGUCCUCAGGCGCUGGGCAUGGAGGACAGCACGGCCAUCAUCGGUGUGACUCUGGUGCUGAUCCAGAACCACAAGAAGCUCUUCAUGGUGUCUGCAGAGCUGCAGCAGGAGGUUCUGAUGAGUCUGAUCCAGACCGACCCGGACGUCAUCGACUAUCUACUGAAGAGGAAGCUCAGUGGAAGUCACCUGACCGUGGAUCCGGAAAAUGGGUCGGAGGGGCGCCGGGACACCGGGAUAUCUUUGGAUUCUUUAGGAGCUUCCAGUCAGAGUCCGUCGCCUCUGGAGCCGCCCUCGCCGCUGUUUCCACCAGACAGAAGAGGACGGGAAAGCAGCCUGAGCAGCGAGGUGUUCCUCAACGUCCUGAAGCUGAACCAGAACAGAAAGGCCCGAUAUGGUGACGCUCCUCCUGGAAAAUCCAUCCGCCACAUGCGCCAGUUCCACUCCCACCACAACCUGCUCAGCCUGUCGCCGUCCUCUCCCGCCUCUUUAUCUCGGCUCCACAGCCAGGACAGCGACUCCCAGGACCGCCUGGGCCGGGGCGUGCUGGGGUCCUUCAGCCUGGGCGGUGGCGGGGGGAGCUGCUCCAGCCUCAGCUCGUCGGAGAGCAGCGUUUGGGUCAGGCAGACCCCCCAGGGGGAGGGCAAACCUCCUGCUUCCACGACAAACUUCUGGGACUUCUUCACGGGAAAAGGGUCCAGCUCUGAGACUGUGGUGUGACGUGGGCGGAGCUUAGAGUGCAUUCAUGCUUUCAGAGGGCGGAGUUCCCGUGUUUCAGGGGGCAGAGGCUGGAUACUCCCACGUCUUUGGCAGCUCAUGAAGGCAUCGAGGUGAAGAGUGAUGUUUACACAUGAAAAUCAUCCGUGGUGAAGCUGAGCACCAUCAUGACUGUAAAUCAAGUCUGCAGAAAGACGAGUUCAUCUUCAUCACACGCCCUUUUUACACAUUUAUUUGAAUUCAGCUCAGAUUCUUCCAAAAAGUCCAGAAUUUUGACUGAAUCAAGUUAGGUCGGUUCAGUUUUGCUGCAGAUAUAAAAAAAUUGACAACAAAAGAAGAAAAUCAGAGAAGAAACUCUCAACUUUCCAGCAUUUAAACAGGUUAAAAUGGAUUUCUGCUUUGCCAAAACUUUUUCUAAGAUUUCUUCCAAAUGUUUGGACGGUUGAGAUUUUUUACUUCGGGAAGAUUUUUGAUUUCCUCAGGUUGCAUUAUGUUUGGUUGGAGUUUCUUUAACUUUGUGGAACUUUUUUACCAUCAACGAAGGUUACAGAAGAAGCCCAAACCAUAAUACCACCUCCACUUUGUCACAGAUGUUUGCGCAGACGUUCCUUCAGACUCUGGCUGCAGCAUUUUGGACCAGUUUUAGUGAAGAAUCACAGCAGUCUAAUAACGUUCCAGCUUUCGGGAUUAUUCCAGGUUUGAAAGAAGGAUGUUCUGGAAGCCGUAUAUUUGAGUCGAAAUCAAAUUUCCGUGACUUGAUGGUUUCUCACAGCGAGACCCAAUCUGACUUUAGGAAAUAAAAAGUUCAUAAUUCUUCCAACAUUCCUGAAACCUUUUCGAAGUCUCCUAAUUCAGAUGUCUCAAAGUGGCGGUCCUGCGGCCCCGCCUUAAUCUGAAAGUUCAGUGUUGGUGCAGCCCUCGAGUUGUGUAUGAAUGGCACUUUUACAGUGGUGAGUGCAGAGCUGGGGAACCGACCAAUCACAGUGGAGUAUAUGGCGUGACAUUGACUGGUCUUGAAGCAGAGAAACUUUUAGGGCCGAAAACCUGACUCCCCAGAUCACAUUAAUGAGUUCCUUACGGUCCAGACUCUCUCUUCAUUGGCCCCAAGGUAAAAUGAGUUUGAGAACCCGGUUCUAAUUCAAUAGGUAAAUAUAGCAGAGUGUCAUCAGUGGAACAACAGACUUGUAUGCUGUGCCGACUGUGACCUGAUUUUUUUAAUCAUUGCUAUGAGCGUUCAGAUGUUGGCCUUCAAAAAAGAAAAGAUGGGUCAGUAAUUAACCCAUUAUUGACCCAUUGUCUUAAUUGUUAGAGACACACUCCAAUGAAAAUGGUGUUUUUAACAUGACAUAUAUAAAGAAAUUUAAGCUCAAAGUUUCUGAGUAUUUCUUUAUUCAAAUCAUUGUGAAUUAAGCGUAGACUAAAAAUUAAGCGGAUGGGCGGGGUUAAGUCGCACCAACUGUCCCGCCCACAAGUCAAAGGUGAAUUCCUAAGGAAGGCUCUGCAGAAACUAUAUCCUUGAUAAUUGUAUUUUUUUACGUUGGCAAAAAAUGGAAUUAAAAGAUUUCUGGGAAUGCUUUUAAAAGGAUUGUAGUGGGACUUUAACAAGAGAAAUCAGACGUCUUCUGUGUGGUUUCUUGAGGAAUCACAGAUCGAACUUUGGUUUCACCUCGUCUGCCUCCACUUCAUUUAAGGAAACAAUCAGUGAUGAAUGAAGACACAACCCCGAACUUCUCAUUUUUGUGUGAUGUGAUGCUGGAAGUUUCUUCACUCGUUCUCCAUGUUGGCAGAAAGCAGGCUCUGUCACUGAACGCUCACACCCCUCUAAGCGUGAACUCUUGAAGUGCUUCAGCGUGUUUGUACCACAGAUAUUGACGAUGAUGACUCAGCAGAUUUUUACGAAACAGAACUGUUUUGACGGUGUGACCUUGUUGUCAUCCCUUUUUCACAGGCGAUCAUUGUAAAAAUAAAAAAUCUAAUUUUCUUGUUAAAAUCA